Ostreobium quekettii is the source of this 333-nucleotide messenger RNA. Lineage: Eukaryota; Viridiplantae; Chlorophyta; Ulvophyceae; Bryopsidales; Ostreobiaceae. The record is from the annotation of a GenBank genome assembly.
AUGGCUAUGCCUCGUAUCAGACGAGACGGGCCGGGCUCAGGCGUUAGCGUCCGUCGUCAGUUGUUCGCUCUCAUUAUAGCACCAAUGGAUUGUGCAGCUCAUGUCCUGACCCUGCUGACCGGUGGCGGUGAUUUGGUGGCGCUGCCGCAACGCAAAAUGGGGUGUGGGGACGGGCUGCCGAGAUGUGUUCUUUUCAUGGCCAACACGUCCGUGCAGUUGAAGGGAGGGGGGUUUGUAAUUCAUUGCAUUCAGCUGUUGGGGCGGGUUGCAUGUGGCACUGAGGUGAUGCCACGUUUGACCCUGUACUCAUCCGUUGUCUCUUUGAUUGGGUGA